UGUAAACGUUUCCUAUUCUUUGAAAUAUGGGGGUAUGGUACGGUAGAGUUUUAUGAAAACAGCGGUAGAUACCGGAAUUUAACGGACAAGAACGAAUUUCCUUGGCUACCAAACAAAUAUGGCGGACACUGGCCAAACUGACCAAGUUGGUCAGACCGAGGUUGCAGAUCCUGGCCAGGUAGUACAAAGUACAGAGACAACAGCCCCUGUAGCACAGAAUCAAGAAGUACAAAAUAUGGAAACAGGGGCCCAGGAAGGGGAACUAAGUAUGGAAGCUGUCAGUGUAUCAAAUUCCUCACAACAUUCUAAAGAUAUGGAGGCAUUGUUGAAGAAAAUUGAUUAUGAUCCUUACAAUGAAGAUGAGACGGAGCUGAGAUUCCUGCAUUCAAAACCAACAUGUUUUGUUGUGAUUGGUAAACCUGGGGCUGGAAAGACAACUUUAGCGAAAAGAUUGGCAAUGGAAUGGAAAUGUGAACUUAUAUCUCCGACUGACUUACUGCAACAGAACAUUGAUAUGCAGACAGAGUUUGGGUUGAAAUGUUUAGAAAUUCUCCUCAAGGGUGAGGCAGUGACGGAAGAGAUGAUGAUUAAAAUGGUUGAAGAUAAAAUCAACUCACCUGAAGUUGCUCAUCAUGGCUAUGUUUUGGAUGAUUUCCCAACAUUGUCAGAAGCCACCCUGACAGCAAAAGAUCAGCUCGAGUUUAUUAGAAACUGGAAGCUUAAACCUGACUUUAUCGUUAAUGUGAAGAUACCUGACAAGGACUUAGAAAGGAGAAGAAUUGGACAGAAAAUUGAUCCCAUAACAGGUGACAUAUAUACAGAGGAAAUCUACAACCCAGAUAGACCUGUCAAAGAGGAGAAAGAUGGAGAGGGAGAAGAAGAAGAGGAGGAGGAAGAAGCAGAGGAAGAAGAAUCUUCCGAGGAUGAGAAUAUGAUUCCUGAACUUCCCGCUGAGGUACUGGAGAGACUUAUCACACGUCCCGAAGAUCUCCCCGAACAAGUGGAGAAACAUAUACGCAAAUAUAAAGUCAACCUUCUCAGGAUGCUAGAGGAGUACAUGGCUGACCAUGAUCAGCAGUAUCUCAUAGAGAUGGACGGAAACCAAACAUCAGCUACUCUCUUUAAGCAAUUGCAACAGCGUCUGAACUGUUUUGUGCUGCGCCCGGCAGCAGUUCCCUUGCGUCUUCAUGACCCUGAGGAGGAAGAGAUCCCUGAGGAAAUUGACACAGACGAGUUGAUGAGAAGCCUGGCUCCUAAACAAAUGGUUGCACCAAGGUUCAGAUGGCGUCGCAGCAGGUGGUUGAGGAACUGUCCGGUUGCACUUCAUGAGGGAAAUAUAAUACCAGGAAAACCAGAUCUUGCUGUCAGCUUUCUGGACAAGAUGUAUGUUCUAUCCAGUGGAGAGGCCAUGGAGAAGUUCCUGAAGAAUCCUCGUCCCUACCUACUGCCACCUCAGCCUAGGCCACCCUGUAAAAUAUCUGUGUUGGGGGCUCCUUAUGCUGGCAAAACAACAUUUUGUCAUCUGUUAGCACAGAAGUAUGGUGCUAAGGUAUUAGACAUGGAGAAACUGAUACAGCCGAGGUUGGAAAUAGAGAAGAAAAAGGCAAUUGAGAAUGUUAGAAAAGAAACCACAGAGACAGCUAUAAAUCAGGUUCGAACCAAAAUCAAGGAACAGAUGGAGGCCGAACAAGCUGCGAAAGAGGCCGCAGAAGCUGCAGAACGAGAAAGAGCAGAAAGGGAGGCAGAGGAAAGAGAAGCACAAAAGGCAGAGGAGGAAGAUGAAGAAGGUGAGGGUGAGGGUGAGGGCGAGGGCGAGGAGGGCAAUGAGACCUCUGAAAAAGAGGCAGAGGCCAAGGCAACUACUGAGGCCGAGUCAAAACCUGAAGAUUCACCAACUACAAAGUCUGACACAUCUAAAGUUGAGGAAGAAGGGGAGGCUAAGAAAGAGGAGGGAGAGGAUGUGACACCCUCGGACAAGGCAGCACCCUCUGUUGGUGAGAGCUCACAGAGUGAAAAAGCCGAUGAUUCCGCCACGUCCACCCAAGGUCAAGAGUCUUUGGUAUCUGCUGAUGCUGGAAAAGAAGGUGCAGGUCUUCCGGAUGUUGAUGCCACACAUCCUGACGUGAUUGUGCUGGUGGAACAGGCGGUUAAAGACGCAGAGAAGAACCCUAUCAACCUGACACCGGAGAUUUACUUGGAGAUCCUUGAGGAGAGCAUACAGGAGGCAGAGAAACUGAUGAGAGAGACCAAAGCUGAUGGACCUGUUCAUGGUGGUUGGAUCUUGGAUAACUUCCCCAACACUCGUGACCAGUGGAACUUGUGCAUUGAGAAGAACUUUCUUCCUGAUGACGUGAUUGUCCUCAAAGACAGCGGGGACGGCUCAAAGUUCUUGAUGAAGAGAUGGUACAACAUGCACAAAGACGAAAUUGAUGAGAAAAUUAGACAGAGGAUUAAAGAAGAAGAAGAGAGAAAAAUAAGGCUAGAGGCAGAAAGAAAACGACAAGAGGAGGAGGAGCGAAAGCGAGCCGAGGAGGAGGCUAAACGGAAGGCGGAGGAAGAGAGGCGGAGAAAAGAGGAGGAGGGAGAGGGGGAAGGGGAAGGAGACGAGGAAGAAGAAGAAGAGGCCAAGGGAGGUGAUACUAGUCAGGAUAAGGAGGAGCCAGAGGCUGAAGAAGAGGGAGAGGGAGGAGGUAAGGUUGAGGAGGUACAAGAAACUCAGGAAGAACAAAAAGAGGAAGGACAGAAGGAUGAAGAAGAAGAAGAAAAAGAUGAGGAUCAAAAGGAGGAAGGUGAGAAAGAUGAAGAAGUAAAGGAGGAAGUUGAAGAAGAACAAACGGAAGAAGUAACCAAGCGAGAAGAUGAUGAUGCAACAGAAACUGACUUAACAAAAACAGAAAUUACAACUGAAGCAGGUGAGGGCUCAGAAGAAAAUCGAGUUGAAUUCAAAGAGGAAGAAGAAGAGAAAAUUCCUGAUGGUCCAGAAAUGGAUGAAUAUAAAGAGAGACGCAAAGCUUUUGACCAAGACUUUCCAAAUAUUCUGGCAACAAUUAGCGGUGGAUCAAAUAUCGAUAUUGUACAGCUAGAAAUAGAAUCUGCGAAGGUUGAAGAACUUCUCGAUGAGGCAGUCUCCAAUGUUGAACGGCCAUACAAGUACCAGGGCUGGGAGUAUCAGGGUAUGGAUGUAGAUGAGGAAGAAGAAGAUCUGGAAGCAGAUGCUGCUGCUGCACAGGACGAGGAGGAGGAACAAGAGGCAGAAGGGGAGGAAGAAGAUCCAAACCGCAGCAAGAAGAAACCUCUUGGUGAUACAAACCACUACUGUCCAGUGGCCUUGAAGGAGAAUGAUGUUCUGUUCCCUGGAAAUCCUGAAAUUGCUUCCAAGUACCGAGAGAAAGUUUAUUACUUCUCUACAUCAGAAGCAAGGGAGAAGUUCUUGGCUUCACCAGAAGAAUUUGUACCGAAAUCUAGCCCACCAAAGACACCACCAAUCAGAGUAUUGAUUCUUGGACCUCGGGGUGCAGGUAAGACGUUACAUGGUCGUCACCUCGCCAAGAAGCUCGGUCUGUUCCACAUCUCAUUCAAGGACCGCUUACAGGAACUGAUCAUGCAUAAAACAAAGAAAAAGAUUGGACCAGAAUAUGAGGAGGACAAUGAAGAGGAACCUCCAGAGGAAGAAGAUGAGGAUGAGGAAGCAGCUGUAACAGAUCCUGAGGGCAAACCAGUCAAAGAAGAUACUUCCAAAGUGUCAGACCAGUCUGAAAGUAAAGAAAACCAGGAAGAAGAUGAGAUAGAGUACACAGAGGAAGAGGAAUCUAUAAAGAACAAUCUGGAAAAUGAUGAACCUCUUUCCAAUGAAGUACUUGACAGUAUACUUCCUAACUGGUGGCAUAAAGAACCAUUUAAAUCAACAGGUUUCAUCCUGGAAGGAUUUCCACGUACCCCAGAGGAGACUCGGUACCUUGCUGAAGCAGGUUUGUUCCCAGAUGCUGGUGUAAUACUCACAGUAGAAGAUACAGAUGUCAUUGCCCGUCUGCUGCCCCCACGUCUAGACAAAUGGAAAGUAAAGAGAGAUAAAAGAUUGGAACGAAAGCGUAAAAAGAAGGAAAAGGCACAGAAGAAAAGGGAAGAUGCAAUGCAGAAGCGCCGAGAAGAACUCACAAAAGAAUUGGAAGAAAAGAAGAAAGAACGAGCAGCACAGAAAGCAGCAGAGAAAGCUGAAAGGGAUGAAGAUGAGGAGGAGGAAGAAGAAGAAGAGGAGGAGGAAGAAGAGGAUGAAGAUAUUGAAGCAGUCCUUGCUGAAGAGUUUGAGGAGGAAGAAGAAGAGGAUGAAGAAGAGGAAGAGUUAGAAGAAGAUGCAACAGACAGAAUUAGAAAUGAACUGAAUGAUGUCUAUGAUAAUGAUACUAACAAACUUGCUGCUGUCACGGAUACAUUUGAAGAGUUGUUGAUUCCCAGGAUAGAUGUUGAUAGCCAAAGGAAGCCACACAUUGUGCGCUACAUUCUCAACAAGAAGUUGAAGCCUGUCGUAGACUCUCGCCAGAGUGUCUUUGAGAGAGUGUAUCCAAUAAAUGAGAAAUUGGCUCUAAAAAUGUUAGCUGUAGGCUAUAAACAGCCCAGUAGGUUUGGAAGAUGGUGUCCAGUCAAGGUGAAGGAUGGAGACUGUAUCCAGACUAUGAGUGGUCCAGGCUACACCACAUAUCCUUGUAUAUACAGAACUCAUAUCUAUUUCCUAUCAUCUGUACAAGCUAGAGAGGAAUUUGUAAAUGAUCCUGUGAAAUUUGUAAGCCAGCCGACACCUAAACCUGUGGUACCAAUCAAAAUUGCGGUCAUAGGACCACCGAAAUCUGGAAAAACUACAUUGGCUAACAGAUUUGCAGAGGAAUAUGGCUUGCUGAGAUUGUCUGUGGGCGAGGCAAUGAGAAUGGUGAUGGCAUCUCAACCCAAGUCCAGUCUGUCAAAAGAGAUGCAGCGCCAUCUUGUGAAGGGCCUCACUGUACCAGAUGAACUGUCAGUUCAAGCUCUGGAAAUAUGCCUUCUUGAUAUGAAAUGUCAAACACGAGGGUAUGUUUUGGAUGGCUAUCCACAGACUAAACACCAGAUAGAUUUAAUGACAGAGCGCUGUUUGAUUCCCGUCCGUGUGUUUGAACUUGAUGUCAAGAGUAAGGAAAUAAUGGUGCGUGGAACCAAGGACAGAAUUGCAGCCUCAAGGAUUAUGCCAGUACAUGACAGUGCUAUGAUACUUGCAAUGAAAUUAGCAGCAUAUAAUAAAACUAUUGACGAGGUCCGAAACUGGUACGAGUCAGAACACAUGAACUAUAAACUGAUUGAUGGCGAGAGAUCAAAGUGGUGGGUGUGGAAUACAACGCUGGAAUUUUCACGUGAGAGUGUACGCCAGAUUCAGACAUACCUGCAGAGAAUCUCCGACGGAAAGGCAUCCCCUAUUGCUGACUUGUGUAUCACACCCACAGAGUUCUUGCAGAGGGUGGGAGACUUUGACCAGUAUUGCCCUGUUAGUCUGGCUCUAAGAGGAGAACUUGUGGACUGCUCAACCAACACAACCCUCGAAUUUGCUGUUGAAUUCAGGGGUCAUUACUACAAAUGUGCUGGCAAGACAGAACUAGGCCAGUUCCUUGAGGAGCCAGAGAAAUAUGUUCCACCUCUGGCACCACACAAGUUACCUCCUCCUAGCAGGUUACCACGGCGACGUAAACCAGAGGAAGUUAAGGCUUCAGCUAAGAUAGAAUUGAAUGCGUACUGCCCAGUAACAUACCUAGAUGGAAAAUGCAGAUAUGAGGCCAUAAUUCCAGGGAAGCCAGAAUUCAUUGCAGAAUACACAGAAAAAUACUGGUAUUGUGAAUCCGAGGAAAAACUUCUUAGAUUUAUGAAAUUACCAGAGCAAUAUUCUAGCCUCAAACUGCCACACAAGCUUCCACCCACAAAGGAAAACUUAUCUAUGACGUCACUGCCUAUGCUGGGUUACAUGGAGCAGAACGUAGCGACGGCCCUCAUCAAAGCCAUGACGUCAGCCGGAAAUGCUAAACCCAAGUACCCCUUCCUCAGUGCUAGCAGAUCCGCUCUCUUCUUCAUUGCCUAUCAUUUAAAAGCUUUCAACCCGAAAAGUUCAGAAUAUGUUCGUAAAAAGUACAAAAAGAAAUUGGACCGAUUCCAAGAAACCUGCGAUCUGAUAAAAUACCUAGGUAACAACAUGACCGUUAGAUACAAGGAACCUGGCGAGAGACCACAGGACUUUGAUAACAAAUUACAAACAUUCUUUGCACUAAGAGGCAUUGAGCCCACGCCCACAUGGAUUUCAUAGGAAGAAAAUGUUGAAUAGAUUGUGAUAUUUGAAGCAUUUAAAUUGUUUAUAGGAAUUCUUGGAUUUGCAAAAAAAGCUCUUUAUUUGAUGACAUUACUUGAAAUAUGGACAAAAUAUUGUUAUUAAAAACUGGUUAGAUAAUAGAAGAAACUUCUGUUUCAUUUGAGAAUUAAAAACGUAAAUACAUUUGUAUAUACAUGAAUACAGUAUUGACCGUUUUAUAUUAUACAAGUGAUAUAGUACUGUAAAAGAGUUACCCGUCCUGAAAUGAUGGAAUAUAACCAUAACCAUAACUUCAUGAAACACUAGUAAGAGUUAACAGUCCAUCUAAGAUUGUGAAAUACUCUACCCACCCUUGUAUUUGUGCUGAUCAUUCUGUACUCAGCACUUGUUGCUAGAGAAGAUACUACUAUGAAGCUGAGUCUCAAAAGUUACCGAUAAAAAUUAAAUUUAUACACUAAAGCGGUCCCUACAGAUACCACGUAUUUUAUUCCGUCCAUAUGUAGUUAACGUCUGCAAGUAUUAAUUUGUUAUUAAGUUCAGUGUACAUGUAUAUAUAUUAAAUCAUUCGGUCUGUGAUAAUUUUGUUCAAAGUUUGCACAGUGUAGUGCAGGGAAUGGUCUCAUUCGUUAUAUUUUAUAUAAACAACCCUAAAUAUCCAUACAAUAACGUACUGAGAGACUGUUAGAGAGCAUAAGGUUAUUUAUGUUAUUUUGUUUUGUUGUUUCCAGAUAUAUGUUUCAUAUAUAAUUCUAUGAUGAUGUUGUAAAUUACAUCUGUAAAUUAUAAUAUUUCUUGAGCUAUUGAAUAAAAUGAUAAACUUAUA
This is a messenger RNA of Mercenaria mercenaria, 7139 nucleotides long. RefSeq names its product adenylate kinase 9-like. Gene Ontology annotation, molecular function: AMP kinase activity; ATP binding; ATP hydrolysis activity. Gene Ontology annotation, cellular component: mitochondrion; cytoplasm. The record is from RefSeq and is a predicted model, not a curated record. Gene Ontology annotation, biological process: nucleobase-containing compound metabolic process. NCBI's taxonomy places the organism in Eukaryota, Metazoa, Mollusca, Bivalvia, Venerida, Veneridae.